AUGUCGCCGGCGGAGAUGGAGUCCCACAAGAUGGUUGAGGUGGAGGCGGCGGCGGAUCCUGAGGAGCGCACCGCCUCCGGUGACCCCAAGGCCUGCGACGACUGCAACACCACCAAGACGCCGCUCUGGCGCGGCGGACCCAACGGACCAAAGUCGCUGUGCAACGCGUGCGGGAUCCGGUACCGCAAGAGGCGGCGGGUGGCCAUGGGGCUCGACCCGGAGGCCAAGAGGAAGCCCAAGAGGGACGACGCCAUCCUAUCCAAGGCGGAGGCUUCUAGUACCAAGGAGGAGGAGGAGGAGGACAACAAGGCCAGCACCAACAAGAUCAAGACCAAGACGACUACUCACACCGUGGAGCUCCACAUGGUGGGGUUCGCCAAGGACGCGGUGCUCAAGCAACGGCGCAGGAUGCGGAUGCGGCGGAGGAAGCCGUCGUGCCUGGGCGAGGAGGAGCGGGCCGCCAUCCUCCUCAUGUCCCUCUCCUCAGGCGUAAUAUACGCCUGA
Messenger RNA from Triticum turgidum subsp. durum (durum wheat), 504 nucleotides. Lineage: Eukaryota; Viridiplantae; Streptophyta; Magnoliopsida; Poales; Poaceae. The record is from the annotation of a GenBank genome assembly.